Messenger RNA from Uloborus diversus, 1162 nucleotides. RefSeq lists its product as uncharacterized. The coding region runs from base 3 to 890 and encodes 295 amino acids. NCBI's taxonomy places the organism in Eukaryota, Metazoa, Arthropoda, Arachnida, Araneae, Uloboridae. The record is from RefSeq and is a predicted model, not a curated record. The transcript has 4 exons.
UCAUGGGAGCUUCCAAGAAAUGGGCCACGUGGGCAGCGUUGAGCUGUUUAGUGCUUUCCGUCUCUGGCGGAUAUCUUAGUCUCGGAGGAGGCGGCGGCGGCUACGGCGGUGGCGGCGGAGGAGGAUACGGUAGCGGAGGUGGAGGAGGAUAUGGCGGAGGUGGUGGAGGAGGAUAUGGAGGUGGAGGUGGCGGAGGAUAUGGAGGCGGUGGAGGAAAAGGUGGUGGUGGAGAUACCAUCUUCAUAGCCGUCCCAAUUCAAUCCGGUGGAGGACACGGAGGCGGUGGCGGUGGAUACGGAGGAGGUGGUGGUGGAUACGGAGGAGGUGGCGGUGGCUACGGAGGUGGCGGCGGUGGAUACGGAGGUGGAGGCGGAGGCGGAAAAGGAGGAUUUGGAGGCCUCGGCGGUGGAUAUGGCGGCGGAAAGGGAGGCGGAGGAGGCGGAUAUGGCGGUGGAGGAAAAGGAGGCGGAGGAGGAGGGUACUCUUUCGCCAGUUUAGGAGGCGGAGGAUAUGGCAGUGGAGGAGGUGGAUACGGUGGAGGUGGAAAAGGAGGAUCCGGAGGCCUCGGAGGUGGAUAUGGAGGCGGCGGAGGAGGAGGUUAUGGCGGCGGUGGAUCCGGAGGAUAUGGCGGCGGAGGAGGAAAAGGAGGCAAUGGAGGAGUUGCCAUCGUCGGAAUUAGUUUGACCAGUCUUGGAGGAGGCCACGGCGGUAGCGGCGGUGGUGGCGGAUACGGAGGUGGAUCCAGCGGAGGAUAUGGCGGAAGUUCUGGUGGUGGAUAUGGCAGUGGCGGAGGAGGAUAUGGCGGUGGCGGAGGAGGAUAUGGCAGCGGUGGAGGAGGAUAUGGCGGCGGUGGAAAAGGAGGCGGAGGAGGAGGUAGCAGUGGCUACUAAGGGAAAUGUUAAACUGAAAGAGUGAAGAAUUAAAUCAUCUCCGUCCUAGAAAUCCAAAGGCAUUAUCAGCUGUGAUGUGUUUGUUCCUUCGAAAUAGCCUUUCCCCAUUGCACAUCAUAGAACAUUUGAUUUUCCAAUCACGUUUGGUCCCGCCGAACGACAUUUGGAGAAUUAAAAAAAAGAGUGGAAGAAAAGAAAAAAUAACCAAGAGAUUCACAAAAUGUAAGAUAAACAUUCUUAACAGAAUCCUUGACUGCGCUCAGAAAAGAGGA